UCUCACGAUUUAUUAUGGCUAAUCAACAAACAUAAAUGUAACUUAAAAUUACCCUUUUAAUCUCAUUUUUAACAUGUAUAUUUAACAAUAGCUUUUUUUCUCGUCCUUUCAACGUGUUACGCGUGUUUUACGUGAUAAGUGGGCGUAUUAACCGACGCAACGUCUCUUGAAGAAGCAUAUAUCCGUGUACAACAAGGAAUGUAGCGCUUUGGGUCAAUAUAUCGUUGUUGCACGCCAGCAAAUUUGCUCCAACGUAUGUCAAAUAAAAUGUUAAGAUUUUUGUCACGACGCAGGGCUCGUAGUGUCAGUGGACAGACUACUUCGUCCCAAAUAAAAAACCAACGAUUGCUGAGCAAUAAGAAUGUUGUUCAAUGCAGAGUCGUUUUACUCGAUGGCACGGAUUUACCUAUAGAGCUGUCAAAAAAAGCAUUGGCUAGUGACCUAUAUGAACAAGUGUUUUAUAGUUUAGAUUUAAUAGAGAAAGAUUAUUUUGGAUUACAGUAUACAGAUAGUAAUAAUGUUCAGCAUUGGCUGGAUCCCACUAAACCAAUAAAGAAACAAGUAAAAAUUGGACCACCAUAUACUUUAAGACUCAAAGUAAAGUUUUAUUCGUCAGAACCUAAUACUUUACGUGAAGAAUUAACAAGAUAUCAAUUUUUCUUACAAUUAAAACAAGAUGUUUUGGAUGGAAAACUUCAUUGUCCACAUCAAGUUGCUGUGCAAUUGGCUGCUUUAGCUCUUCAGUCUGAACUUGGUGAUUAUGAUCCUGCUAUGCAUAGUGCAGCCACAGUGUCAGAAUUUAGAUUUGUACCAAGUCAAACAGAGCAAAUGGAACUUGAAAUACUUGAAGAAUAUGCCAAGUGCUGUGGCCUUAGUCCAGCACAGGCUGAGUCAGCCUAUCUCAGCAAAGCUAAAUGGUUAGAUAUGUAUGGUGUGGAUAUGCAUACUGUUCUUGGUAAAGAUGCAUGCGAGUAUUCUUUGGGAUUAACACCAACUGGAAUCUUAGUUUUCGAAGGCACACAAAAAAUAGGAUUAUUCUUUUGGCCUAAAAUUGGUCGACUAGAUUUUAAAAAAAAGAAACUAACAUUAGUUGUAGUGGAAGAAGAUGAUGAAGGUAGAGGAGAACAAGAACAUACAUUUGUAUUUAGACUUGUUAACGAAAAGGCUUGUAAACAUUUAUGGAAGUGUGCUGUAGAACAUCAUGCUUUCUUCCGAUUACGCGCACCUGUUAAAGGUGCUAGUGGACGACAAAACUUUUUUCGUAUGGGUUCGCGUUUUCGUUAUAGUGGUAAAACGGAAUUUCAAACAACUCAGCUGAAUCGAGCACGUAGAACAGUGCAAUUUGAAAGGCGGCCAAGUCAAAGAUACGCACGUAGGCAAAGUCAUGUUUUAAGAGAACGUCAGCGUCAACAAGUAGAGCAACCGCAACCACCAGCUCCAGUAGUUAACAAUGAAGACGAAUCUUUGCAACGUCAGCCGAGUCAAUGUAGUACAAAAUCAUCAGAUUCCAGUGUGCAUGCUACGUCUUCACCUUUGGUGGAUUCGUUAUUAAAAUCACUGGCCAAAGAUCAACAGCCUUUAGAACCUAGGAAUCAAGCAACAGUCGCUAACACAGAAAAAGAAUCAGAGCCAGUAAAAACAAGUUUAAUUAUCGAGAAUAUGGCUAAUCAAAUGCCAUUAGUGCCAAAUAAUCAAGUUGGUGGUACUUCUUCUCUACCCCCGCGUACGCCUAUUCCUCCAGAGUCAUUAAAAUGUAAUAUACUAAAAGCAAAAUCUCUAGAACAAGGAAAAAAUUCAAACUUGGUUUCAAUCACUUCUAUGGAUGCACCUACUGUUAUUACUAAGAACAAUCAGCACUCUGACGCAGCAACAAUUGUAUCAGUGGGUGGAGACAAAUUGACACUUUCUGUAAGUGGAGCUACGAUGAUGAACCCAUCGGCAGACGAUAACGUGACCGUAACACAUUUUUCUCUAGACAGCUGGGGGCAAAUUGAACAAAAAACUACACAAUUGAACCCUAAAAUUUCGAAUCAAUCUCAGAAUCCGUUUAAUCCAUUCACUAGUGAGAAUAGUAACGAAGUUACUACUCAUAUCUCUGAAAAUACCGAAAUGGACACAAAAACGGAAGAGGAAAAGAAAGCAAAUACAAACCCGUUUAUAGAUUCAAAUCCGUUUUUGGGUUUACUUAAUCCUUUUAAAGAAAUACAACCAAUGGUUGAAAAGAAAGCUGAUGCGGAAAUAGAGAAAAAUGGGGCAAGAGUUGUGAAAACUGAAGAGAUACAAACGACUACUACAACACUUACUCACAAGGAUGAUAAUUCUGCAGUCUCUGAUAUCAGUCCUUGGUUAGUGGCUGAUCCAUUACAAACAACAAUGAUAGAUCAAACUCCAAUUAAACAUACUGUAAUUACGAGGAAGACAGUAAUUACCACACAACUUUGA
Molecule: messenger RNA, 2442 nt
Organism: Eufriesea mexicana
Lineage: Eukaryota; Metazoa; Arthropoda; Insecta; Hymenoptera; Apidae
Gene: yrt
Product: erythrocyte membrane protein band 4.1-like yurt
Exons: 7
Coding region: 256-2442 (728 amino acids)
Biological process (GO): actomyosin structure organization
Cellular component (GO): cytoskeleton
Molecular function (GO): cytoskeletal protein binding
Source: RefSeq, a predicted model, not a curated record